UUGGUUCGGGUGCUAGAGAGAGAGAGAGAGACAUCGUGGUGUUCGUGACGACGAGUCAGACAUGUUGUGGUAAAGAAUCGAGUGACUUCCAUCUAGACAUCAUCAACCAGAGCUCUUACAUUUUCACCAUCUCUUUAACGAGUGAACAGUUGGGUGUCUUCUUGUAGUACGUCUCAGUGCGUGUGUGUGAGAGCCGGCCAUUUCUCCCAUUGAUCAUUCCAUACAGAGGCGGGUAACUACAGUGUCAGAUUCGUUUAUCCCAUUUUUUUUUUGGCUGCUCAAAGGAAGGAUCACAGAUCCAAGAUUAGAUCUAUUCAGAUCACCAUUUUUGAGUCUCACUCUCACUAAGGACGUCUAAGGAGUCUAGGACUGUUUCAACAGAAGAGGGAUCUUCAUCACUGUAGCUGGUACUAUCUACGUCACCGCAAGACAGUUGUCCUCAACAAAGGAAAAACACACACCAACAAAAAAGAUGAAGGCGUUCGUGCUAGUACUCGGUGUUACCUCAGCUGCUGGAGAAGCAUCAGGAGGGUUGUUUGACAAUUUGAGGGCUGCUCUUGGUGGGACUGUGACGACGCCGACGCUUGAUGCAAGUAAAGAAGAACCAAGUAUUUAGAAUGAAUGUGUAAUUGCAACAACUGAGUAGAAGCAGAAGAGUAUUUCAAGUCGGUGGUCGUGAGUCUGCAUGUGCAUGAGGCUAUUUUCAUCGAAGAAUGUGAAUGUUUUUCAACGUUGCCAAAUUUUUCCCCUCAACCGCCCCAAAACAUAGGUUCUCUCACAAAAGCCGAUGCGCAGGCUCAGGCAGGUGCGGCUGUACAACAAGAGGGCGGACCCUCCACAUUAGAAGAGAUGGAUUUGCUCUGUUUGAACAACACCCAAGCACAGUCCUGGUUCAACAUUCAGCAGAAGAUGAGGUAUAGAAGUGCUUUUUUGGUUUUUGACUACUGGCACUGGUGAGGGUGACUCAUAGAGAUUGAGAUCAUAGUACUAUUGAUGUCCUCACAAGAACAAGGCCUUUGAAGUAGAAAUUGCGACCAGUAAUCUUUUGAGAGCAACAUGCGGCUCGUCACGAAACCAGGUAUAUCCUCGGAGCAGAUGCGGCAUUUAACGGCCUAGAUAAAGCAAACACAUUGGAACCGGCGUUGUACAGUGUCCUAGAGGAUAUGGGAACUACAGGAGGCAAGGAUGUCUGCGGCGUGGGCAAGUUGAUGGUACUGAAUAUAUCAUAGUAUGUCUCACCUUUUCAAGUAGUUGUCCAUCUUGUUCUUUUGCGCUUUUGCAACCAGCAUCGACGACUGGGAACUUGCUUUACCGAAGAAUAAUUCAACUUCUGUUCAACUGUUGAUGGGUCCUCAUCAAAACUGAGCCUACUCUAACCCUAAACCAUAAACCCUAACCCAACCCUAAACCCAAACCCAAACCCAAAUAAACUACUCUUUCUGCCUGCUGACAACAAAGGUACAACUUCUCUCCAUUUGCGCCAUGGAUUCGGAUGGACAGGUGGUCAAGACCCAGAUAUCACAAAACGAGCAGCUCACUUCUCCCUUGUUGACGUUGUUGCUGGACAUCCCAUGGCACUGUACUGCUUUGAUGCUCUGGCUUCUUUGAAUACAACUUGCGUGUGUUUCGAUUGGUGCAAUAGUUUGUCGGAGAGCGACAUAAAAGACUCACUGCACCACCUCAUGCUAGGCACAUUCAUUCAUUCACUCAUUCAAAGAUGCCUCUGAAUUUGCAUUGCGUCAUACUGACUUCGCAAAGCAAUAGCUAGGAUCGAUCCACUUCAAAACUACAAACAUCAUCCCAUCCCAUCGACACCACAUGACAAAUCCCAAAUGCCAAUCAAAUCACACCACAUCCCCACAGCCUACCAGCCAAUGUGGCCAUUGUUUGGAUUUAUGGCUCAGAUGAGCAUGCGAAGGGUGCUUGCAGGUGUCAACAGCGAAAUGGUCGAUGGACUGGUAUCAGAAGAGCUGCAGCAAUUCGCGUCGGCAUUGAAUAUGGGUAUCAUUGGUGGCGACCUUGACGCGUUGAAGGGACUGUCUCAGGCGUUUUUGGAUGCUGGUGAGGACGCAAUCAACCAAAGCCCGAUUGGCUUUUUGACCAGCAUCUUUACUUAUGGCUGGACAUGAUCUUCUGGAUCCACAUCCAGUUUACCAAAAAAGAGGCACGUAAAAGUUUUUUCUUGGUUAGAAGUUCGUGAAACCUGUCACAACUACUCAGUACGAGAGGUAUCUUCGCCGCUUGGUGUUACCAUUUCCCUUUCCAUCCAUCCAUCCAUCCAUCCACCCGUCCCCACAAGCGACCUCUAAUCCUCCCAAGCCGCAGUGGCAAACACGACUGAGGAAGCGCAGGCAUUGUUCUUCGAGAGCCAACGCGUUGUGAAGAAGAUGAUCUUCUCACCGGCCGAUCUGGACACCACGAUGUCCACAAGAUGGCCUCUUUGGGGAAUGGCCUAUUUGGCCUCAUUGAAAACUAUUUCUUAGACUCGUAACGGUCUGGGGAAUAUUUGGGGGAGAUUUUUAGGAGUCACUUAUUUGAUAAUGAUGUUGAAGAUGGGUGUAAAAUGGUAGAUUAUAUCGAUCGAAAUUAAGAACUCACAACAUAACAUUACGUAGCAUGAAAGGUAGUCAUUGAUGAAAAGAUAGGCUUAUAGAUUCACAUAGUAUACAUAGAAAAUUCCCACGCUUAAUCUACGGGAUAUAUCGAUCGGGCUAUUUCAGAAAAAGCUUUCCCACGUCUGUAAAUAGGUACUAACGUCGAAGAUGAUAUCAUCACCUGUCAUUGUUGGGUUUAUCCACCUUUAUAGAGUCAUUGAUUUCCGCAUUCAUAGCCGUUCAAUUGAAAAUAGCGCAAUACAACUGGCACGUUUGCGUUACAUUCACCAAAAACUAGAACACCUACUUAGUUCACCAUUCAAAUUCAGCCAAAAGUAACACCAACCAAGUAAUACCAAGGUAAGAAGAAGCAAAGCAGGAUCUUAUGGAUCAAUCACAAGAAAUAGGUCGUAUAUUUUUGUAGAAUUUUUUAGCAUGAAUACUUCUUCUAGGGCAGCACGUUGAGCAGUGCUCGAUCAUCUCCGCAACAUCAAGAUGUUGAUCCUGCUCCGUCACUCGGAUUGCAUGAGUGUCACGCAAUAGUUCUUUCAAUCCUAAGACUUGAUCCUUCCUGAAUUUAAUAACAACUCCCAUUAGAUUGGUAAACAAAGAUGUUCUCCUUCUAGACUUCAGAAUC
Amoebophrya sp. A25 is the source of this 3231-nucleotide messenger RNA. The record is from the annotation of a GenBank genome assembly. NCBI's taxonomy places the organism in Eukaryota, Dinophyceae, Syndiniales, Amoebophryaceae.